Molecule: messenger RNA, 1703 nt
Organism: Sardina pilchardus (European sardine)
Lineage: Eukaryota; Metazoa; Chordata; Actinopteri; Clupeiformes; Clupeidae
Product: glutamine synthetase-like
Exons: 8
Coding region: 193-1305 (370 amino acids)
Cellular component (GO): cytoplasm
Molecular function (GO): glutamine synthetase activity
Source: RefSeq, a predicted model, not a curated record
UCAGGGUGCCUCUUUUUGUGACUGCCAUCCAGCAGUAGGGAAAGCAGGAGGAAGAGCAGCUUCACCAUCAGGAAGACAAAACAGACUGGCUGCCUUUUAAAACCUCAGUCAAGAGACAGGACUUGACAACGCACAGCUCCUCCUGCAAGUCUCUGCUGCUGGGGAUCACCUGUCCUCUUCCACUGAUCAGCCAUGUCUGUGUCGGAAAGCUCCCUCCUGCCUAAGACCCUGCGCCAGCACUACCUCUCGCUUCCCCAGGGCAAGAACUGCCAGGUGACCUAUGUGUGGAUCGACGGCUCCGGGGAGGGCCUGCGGAACAAGACCCGAACCCUGGAGGAAGAGCCCAAGAGCAUCGCUGACAUCCCUGAAUGGAACUUUGAUGGCUCCAGCACAGACCAGGCAGAAGGCUCCAACAGCGACAUGUUUCUCAUCCCUGUCUGCAUGUUCAGGGACCCCUUCACCUUGGACCCCAACAAACUUGUCCUGUGUGAGGUUCUCAAGUAUAACCGCAAGCCUGCAGAGACAAACCACCGUCGCAAAUGCAAUCAGGUGAUGGAGAAGGUCAAAGAUGAGCACCCAUGGUUCGGGAUGGAGCAGGAGUACACCCUCCUAGGGAUAAACGGACACCCGUACGGCUGGCCCGAAAAUGGCUUCCCUGGGCCCCAGGGACCAUACUACUGUGGAGUGGGAGCUAACUGUGCCUAUGGCAGAGACAUUGUAGAGUGCCACUACAAGGCCUGCCUCUAUGCCGGAGUGAAGAUCUGUGGCACCAAUGCUGAAGUCAUGCCCUCACAGUGGGAGUUCCAGGUUGGUCCAUCAGAGGGGAUAGACAUGGGAGACCAUCUGUGGAUGGCCCGGUUCCUGCUGCAUCGGGUCUGUGAGGACUUUGGGGUGGUUGCCUCUCUGGACCCCAAACCCAUGAAAGGGAACUGGAACGGUGCUGGUUGUCACACCAACUUCAGCACGGAAGCAAUGAGAGAAGAGGGGGGACUGCAACACAUUGAAGACGCCAUUGAGAAACUCAGCAGCAAACACAAAGAGCACAUCCGUGUGUACGAUCCUCGUGGUGGCCUGGACAACAUGAGACGCCUCACUGGCAAGCACGAGACAUCCAGCAUUGAGGACUUCUCUGCCGGCGUGGCUAAUCGCGGGGCCAGUAUCAGAAUCCCGCGUCAGGUCGGUCAGGAUAAAUGUGGGUACUUCGAGGACAGGCGACCUUCCGCGAACUGUGACCCGUAUGCGGUCACUGGCGCAAUAGCUCGCACCUGCCUCCUGCCCGAAGAGGAAAAUGACGAAGAGGCUUGAGGAAAUGCAGGGAUCUAUGUAACAGUUCAUUAAAAUCAAAACAUGAAUUUAGCCAGCACCUUGCCUCUCUUUGGCCAGUAAAUAAAUAGCCUAAAUAUGGCCUUUUUGAUCACAGAUACAUUUAUAUAUUUUGGUGUAUAUUUAAGUGUAAGUUAAUGGAUGGUAUGUACAGUAGAGUUGCAGGUAGAGUUGAUUUUAGAUGUAGGCCUUAUGGAAUGCCUAAAAAACCUUCAUGGUUUCAGGUCACCUUCAUGUUUGUAUCUUACACUUACGAUGUGCUCGUUGUAAUACUGCAAAUGAUAUUGCCUGACAUGCAGGCUAGCUAUAUAGUUCAACUGGUGGUGGUAUUUAUAUUUCAGUAUAACUGGUGGUGGUAUUUAUAAUAAAUCUUCAUCUAG